Messenger RNA from Solanum pennellii, 1358 nucleotides. RefSeq names its product sigma intracellular receptor 2-like. Lineage: Eukaryota; Viridiplantae; Streptophyta; Magnoliopsida; Solanales; Solanaceae. The transcript has 2 exons. The record is from RefSeq and is a predicted model, not a curated record. Bases 490 to 990 code for a protein of 166 amino acids. Gene Ontology annotation, cellular component: endoplasmic reticulum.
UGACAGAAUUACUUGGCGGAAAUUUUGAAUUAGUGGAAACUGGAAAGUAUUCAGGAAAAUAUAUAGGGUAGGACUCUUCUGGGUGGCCCAGUGGUGGUAUGAGCUUCGGACUUCCACGUAGGAGGUUUCAAGUUUGAAAUCCCUUGCCAGCAAAGGGGUUUGCCUUCUAGGUCGAGCUCGUCGCACCAGACUUGCCUAGUGCGAGUUACCUCUCUUACGUGGUUUUCGAGCUAUUGCAUAGGAGCGAGGGUUUUACCUUGUGCGCACCCAAAGGGCAGGUUUCAAAAAGCAACUACGUAGUAAUGACACAAUAUUUUAUUACUGAAAACUUUAAAAAAAUUCCUCCAAUCAAACUACAAAGAGAUAAAUAAAAAAGAAAUGCUUCUGGAUCUACUCAUUAUUGACUAGUGAGCGAGAUUUCAAAGGUAAACAUUAUUUGCAGAAUUAGCAUUACUGUUGAAGGCUGCUGCAAAGAGACGAAGACAAAAAAUGGGUGGUUUUGUUAAGCUAUUGGACUUGCUUCUUUUCAUCUACUUCUUCUUCAUGGCCAUUGUUGCACCACUUUUUGAUGGUCAAACUGCCCUUCCUAAACACAUUUUUCACCCUGUACUGGUUGACCUAAAGAGCUGGUAUACUGAAGAAUGUGGUGAUUAUUUGGUUUCUGAGAAACCCCAUUUCUUUGUUGGGUUAAUCUGGUUGGAGCUUCUCUUUGCUUGGCCCAUCUGCCUCCUUAGUCUUUAUGCCAUUGCAGCUGGAAAAGUUUGGAUUAAAACUACCUCCUUGCUAUAUGGUGUUUCCACUCUCACUUCAAUGGUUGUAAUACUAAGUGAAAUGAAGAAUUCCGCAAAAGCAUCAGACAAGUUGUUGAUGGUGUACUAUCCAUUUCUAGGAUUUGCUGUUUUAGCGAUUUUACGUGGUUUACUACCUCAUUCUAGCAAGAGUGUUAGCAUUGGAAAAGGAUCUGCGAUAAGCAGGAAGAAGAGGGCUUAACCUUUCAACUCGGAAGCUAGAAUUGAAGAGUUUAUAUUUCUUUUCGCAUUGAUCUUUCAAUUUCAACUCUAGAAACCAUAUCAAUUUUUUUAAUUAUCUUUUUUCUCUGUUUCCCUAGCUAAUAUAAAGUUCUGAUGCUAGCUUGUGUAUGAGUUUUAAGGUCACAAGUUCGAGCCCUGCACCAGUAUUUAAGUGGACAAGGAUAAAAGGGGCUGGACCCAUCAUCCUUAAGUUUCAUAGGCUAACUUAGAAUUGGGAUUUUUGUAUGUAUAAUCCUUGUUAAUUGCAUGUCUAAGACCUUGAGAUGUAAUGGUUUCUAACAAUUCGAAAUUAUAAGUCAAUAUAGGAAACCACUGUGUAAUUGUUGA